AUGAGAACCGCACCGGAGAAGAUUGCACAAAUGAGCGUACCAUUUCCGUCAGUGUUGCGACGCGCUACUCUUCGGAGUGAUGCCGAAUCACUUAAAAUUUCCGAGUUCUUGGCUGAAGCAACGCUUUCCCCUACGUCUUAUCAAGAAGGACGUUCAACCUUCGGAUCAACCGAUGGCUCAUUUGAGCUUGUACCCUCUGUGACUCCGCUUGAAGAAAGCGAAAAAGAGCCCAUUCUUCCAUGUUUCAUGCUUAGCUCACAACAUCGUGUCAAGCAUUUUCUAGGUCGUGAGGAUAUGAUGGCAACUCUUGACAGAUAUUUGUUAGCAGAGCAAAAAGAGGCGCUAGACGAUGAUCAGCAAGAUAGCCUCCGCUCAUUUGCUCUCUGCGGUCUUGGUGGCAUAGGGAAAACAUCGUUGGCUAUUGAAUACGCAUUUUCUCGUCGUCUUGCCUUUGAUGCCAUCUUUUGGCUUAAUGCAGAUAACGCCAACAUCCUCGGAGGUAAUUUUGCACAAAUUUCGACAAAGCUGGGGCUUGAAGAUACGUCAUCUGAUUUGGCUGCUAGUCAUAGCAUUGUUAUGAACUGGCUCUCGAAACCACUGAAGAGGCGUUCAGAACCAGAGACACGGGAAAACUUGGCGCAAUGGCUGAUUAUCUUUGAAAACGUUGACAACUUGGACGUGCUGUCGGAGUUUUGGCCUGGCCUCGGGCGAGGCUCGGUGCUCGUUACAAGUCGAGAUCCGCAAGCAAAGUUGAACAUGCAUAUUCAAUAUGGAAUACAAUUACCUAGCCUUUCUAUGGGAGACACUCAACUACUUUUGCAACAGUUAACACACUCCCCGGCUAUACCGGCCCAGGAACAGGCCAUCAAAGCCCUUGCCGACAAACUUGGCGGCUUGCCAUUAGCUAUUAAUCAGAUAGCUGGGAUAUUUCGACAGCUGAGAUGCUCAUACACGGAUUUUCUUAAACUCCUUGAUGAUAAAGGUAUAGCUACCACCUUUCAGACAGCAAUCGAUCUAUAUCAGGGACAAGAAAGCCAAUCUUUAGCUACAAUCUGGGCGCUUGAUCGGCUGGCGGGUCCUACUCGAGCACUGCUUCAAGUGAUCUGUCUUCUUGACCCGGAUGCGAUUCCAGAAGAGUUGCUAACCAGUCAUUCUGCUGAAAAUUAUCUUCCGGACUACCCAAAGACUCGACUGGAGUAUCUGCGAGCAAGAGGAGAGCUGUUGUCUUCGUCAUUGAUUAGCUUACACGAAGAGAGCGGAGAAAUUGCUAUACACCGUCUGAUUCAAGAUACAGUGUUGCAUGACAUGAAUCGCGAAGGGCUGGAGGCAGCCUAUCAAGCCGCUAUCACUCUGGCCAUUGCCAUUUGGCCAUUCCAGUCAAUGAAAGAGCAUCACUCAGUCGCAAGAUUCAGCAAGUGUGAAAUUUUCUUCCCGAGCGUCCUGCGUUUGAAGGAUGGUUUGGAGCCCAUGAUACGAGGGGGAAGCUUCGCAUCGAAAAAUUUGGAAGCAGCCCGUCUGUUCAAUGACGUUGGUUGGUAUAUGUUUGAACGAGGCCUACCAGACAAGACUGAGCAGUUUUGUAAUGUUGCACUGAUGAUUGGAGAGCAAAUGAAGGACAAUCAUACUAGCGAGGCUCACGAAGUCAUUCGCGAAGGUCAUUCUUUUAUAGGAAUUGCUCUUGUUGAAACGAACAACCAUGGCGAUAGUAAAAAGCACAAACAGAAAUGGCUUGAUAUGCUGCUUGAGAGAAGAUCAGAGUCGGGACUCCCGAUUAGGGACUACGAACUUGGCUAUGCUUACAACGAAAUCGGCGUGGCAUACGGCAAUAGCGAUAUGCUUGAAGAGGCGUGCGAGGCGUUCCGCGAGUCCAUUACAAUCUUUCAAGGCUUGGAGGACUAUACAGAUACUAUGCUUGGAUGGCCCGAGCCCAAUCUAGGUUUCAUGUUCUGGCUGUUAAAAGACUAUGACAGUGCUGAGAAAGCAUUGAUUGAGAUUCUAGAUAUCCAUGCAGCUGCGUGGGGCGUUGAUGAUACGAAGUCAUUCAAAACAGGAAAGAUCCUUUACGGAUUAGGCAACGUGCUGGAAUCACAAGGCCGAUAUCAAGAAAGUUUAGGGUUUCAUCAACGAUGCUACGAGCAGUACAGAAAAGUCCUUGGACACAAUCAUCAUAGAUUUGGCGACAUCUGCCACAAGAUGGCUGAACACUACAUUAGAUCGCGUCACUUUUUAGAGGCUGAAGAACACCUUAACAUGGCUUUGAAAGCUUUCAACCUGCGUCCAUAUCUGUCAAAUGAGGCAGCUAGAACAACAUACUUGAAAGGGAGACUAUACCAAGAAUUGGGACGGCUGGAAGAGGCUGAUGAGGAAAUGAGAAAAGCUUACGAUAUAAAGAGCCAAAUAGAGCCAACAGAUAGUCGCCCAUUGGAAGAGUUGGAUGAGGCAGAUUUUGAUCGACUGGUAGCAUUUUGGUCUAGAUAACUAAGAUUUUAACGUUCUUUGUCAACAUA
This is a messenger RNA of Trichoderma atroviride IMI 206040, 2507 nucleotides long. RefSeq lists its product as uncharacterized. Gene Ontology annotation, molecular function: protein binding; ADP binding. The record is from RefSeq and is a predicted model, not a curated record. Lineage: Eukaryota; Fungi; Ascomycota; Sordariomycetes; Hypocreales; Hypocreaceae.